Molecule: messenger RNA, 1943 nt
Organism: Sorghum bicolor (sorghum)
Lineage: Eukaryota; Viridiplantae; Streptophyta; Magnoliopsida; Poales; Poaceae
Product: amino-acid permease BAT1 homolog
Exons: 6
Coding region: 112-1773 (553 amino acids)
Biological process (GO): gamma-aminobutyric acid transport; transmembrane transport
Cellular component (GO): membrane
Molecular function (GO): gamma-aminobutyric acid transmembrane transporter activity; L-lysine transmembrane transporter activity; L-alanine transmembrane transporter activity
Source: RefSeq, a predicted model, not a curated record
AUUUAUUGCCAUGCUAUCCUGUCAGUAUCAAGUAUCCAGCAAGCUGCACUCCACUCUUCAGCACCGUUUGGAGGAAGCGACGCACGCAGACAGAGAGACCGCACGUCGGCGAUGUCUCCCCGCCGCUCCUCCGCCGGCGGCGAGCUGCCCGUCGUCGCCGACAGAGACCAAGCCCGGCUGCAGCAGCUGGGAUACAAGCAGGAGCUCAAGCGCGGCCUCUCGUACGUUCCGCAUGCUCCAUUUCAUUCCAAGCAACUCCUGCAUUAUUUUCUUGCCAGCAGAGCUCUCACUCUCAGUGUUCUAUACCUCUGCCUGCGUAGCGUCCUCUCUAACUUCGCCUUCUCCUUCUCCAUGAUCUCCGUGCUGGCCGGCGUGACGACGACCUACAACACCGGCCUGCGCUACGGCGGGCCGGCGUCCAUGACGCUGGGCUGGCUCGUCGUGGCGCUCUUCAACGGCUGCGUCGCGCUGUCCAUGGCGGAGAUCUGCUCGGCGUACCCGACCACCGGCGGCCUCUACUACUGGAGCGCCAAGCUCGCCGGCAAGGACUGGGCUCCGCUUGCCUCCUGGGUCACCGGAUGGUUUAACAUCGUGGGCCAGUGGGCUUGCACCACGAGCGUGGACUUCUCAUUGGCACAGUUUAUCCAAGUCAUCGUCUUGCUUAGCACCGGGGGAGCCAAUGGCGGUGGUUAUCUGGCCUCCAAAUACGUCGUGCUGGCAAUCUACUGUGUCAUCCUCAUCCUGCACGGGCUUAUCAAUAGCCUCUCCAUCAAUUGGCUGGCCUUUUUCGGUCAGCUUGGAGCUUUCUGGAAUCUUGCAGGUGUAUUUGUCUUGACGGUAUUGAUUCCGGUUGUUGCUAAGGACAGGGCAAGCAUGGAGUUUAUGUUCACCAACUGCUACACUGACGAUACCGUGGGGAUCCACAGCAAGGUCUAUAUACUAGCCAUUGGUUUGCUGACAAGCCAAUAUUCCCUCCUCGGAUAUGAUACUUCUGCCCACAUGUCAGAGGAGACGAAGAACGCGGAGUGGAGUGGCCCGAUGGGGAUCGUGGUUUCAGUCGCGCUGUCGAGCGUCUUCGGCUGGAUUUACCUGGUGGCCUUGACAUCCAUGGUGACCGACAUCCCGUCGCUCCUGGACCCUACCAACGACGCCGGCGGGAACGCCAUCGCGCAAGCCCUGUACACCACCUUCCGCCAGAGGUUCGGCAGCGGCGGCGGCGGUGUCAUCUGCUUGGCGGCCAUGGCCGUCUCCAUAUUCCUCUGCGGCACGGCGUCCGUGACCAGCAACUCGAGGAUGGGGUACGCCUUCUCCAGGGACGGCGCCAUGCCGCUGUCGCGGCUCUGGUACCGUGUCAACAAGCACGAGGUGCCGUUCAAUGUCGUCUGGCUCUCCGUCUCGGUGGCAUUCGUCAUGGCACUCACGUCGCUGGGGAGCCAGGUGGCGUUCCAGGCAAUGGUGUCCAUCACGACGCUGGGCAUGUACAUCGCCUACGCCCUGCCCAUCUUCUUCCGCGUGACGACGGCGCGGAACUCGUUCGUCCCGGGGCCGUUUCAUCUCGGACGCCGCUGCAGCCUUGUCGUCGGCUGGGUCGCCGUCCUCUGGGGGGCCCUCGUCACCGUGCUGUUCUGCUUGCCGGUGGCGUACCCCGUCGCCGGGAUCAACUUCAACUACACGCCGGUGGCCGUCGGCGGCGUGCUGCUGCUCAGUCUAGGGGCGUGGGUGCUCCACGCGCGGUUUUGGUUUCGAGGACCCAUCACCACCGUUGACACGUGAGGUGAUCGGGCCUGAUAUGCUCUGUUUCAGUUCAACUAUCGCUCUGUUUUUUCUUUUUCUAAUAUAAAGACCCUACAAUGGGUGGCUCAUGUAUAUAUAUAUAUGCGUGUAUAGAUUUGUCGAGGAAAGUAAUUAUUAAUGGUAUAAAAAGAUGGAGUCGCCACCAGUCA